AUGACGCCUACAAUUGAAGAACUGCUGAGAGACUACGAUGACGGCGCUCCAAUCGAAAGAAUUGCAUAUCGCAGAUACAAACACCCCAUCGCCAUCGUCGAGCCAGAUCCAACAUGGCCUGAGCUCUUCACCCGCGCAAAAGCACGUAUCGAGUCUGCUCUUGGCGACACGGCCAUCUCAAUCAACCACGUCGGCUCAACAAGCGUUCCAGGCCUUCCAGCCAAAGCCGUUAUCGACAUUGACCUAACCGUGAAAGACCUCAACGAUGAAGCAUCCUACGUACAGGCUCUUGAAGACGUUGGCUUCCAUUUUCUGUUGCGAGAGCCCGGGUGGCAUGGACAUCGCUUCUUUUGCGAUUAUGAGCCUGUGCCGACGAAUCUGCAUGUUUGGGGUCCUGGCUGCCCUGAGGUGGUGAGACAUAAGAUCUUUGCGGAUUGGUUGAGAAAGAAUGAGGAUGAUAAGGAAGCUUAUGAGAAUAUUAAGAGGGAGGCUGCGAAGGCGAGUGUUGAGAAUGGGGAGGAUGUUAUGGAGUAUAAUAAUAGGAAGCAGAAUGUCAUUCGGGAGAUUCUGCAGAGGGCGUUUAAAGAUUUGGGAUACCUAUAA
Messenger RNA from Fusarium subglutinans, 603 nucleotides. RefSeq lists its product as uncharacterized. NCBI's taxonomy places the organism in Eukaryota, Fungi, Ascomycota, Sordariomycetes, Hypocreales, Nectriaceae. The transcript has a single exon. The record is from RefSeq and is a predicted model, not a curated record. Bases 1 to 603 code for a protein of 200 amino acids.